Molecule: messenger RNA, 757 nt
Organism: Heterobasidion irregulare TC 32-1
Lineage: Eukaryota; Fungi; Basidiomycota; Agaricomycetes; Russulales; Bondarzewiaceae
Exons: 1
Coding region: 14-523 (169 amino acids)
Source: RefSeq, a predicted model, not a curated record
CUAUUUCAGGCAGAUGGGCAGCCUGGAACUGCACGACCCCUCGGAAGUGAAAAGCGAGAAGAGCCCCGCUCUGCCUCGUCGAACAAUGCGUCGCUGUCCGGAGCCAAAAUUUGUAGUGGAGAGACGGUGGACACCUGGGGCACGUCGGGCGAAUGCCGAAAUGAAGUCUCGCUUUGUCCACAGUGGCGUCGCGCGUGUCUGCCAAAGGAGCGGGCACAAAGCGCAUGCAGGGGUUCUCGGACUGCGCGCUUGUUUGAUCCACGCGUGCGUGAAAUGGGGGGAGGGGGGAGGAUGUUCCUUUGUCCGCGCGUUUUCAGGGAACGAUAUAAGAAAUCGGGAAAGACAGGCGACGAGACAAGUCACUCCCCUGCAACUCAGCCCAUCCCUCAUACAUUCCAUCCGCCCUAGAUAUGUUGAAUUUGGACGAUUUUACCAAGACUGUCUUCGACGACAUUCGAGAUGGUGUGCCAAUCAUCGGCACGGACUACCCUUCCAACAUAAAUCAAGUCGGUUCCUUCAAUGAUGCCAACGGGCUUGCCAGCCAGUAUCCCGUUCAAAACUUCUCCCUCCCCUCUUUUCCCUCGAGCGCUGCCAUUCCCAACACGAUGUUCCCGGGAGCAUCGUCAGAUUUGAGUGACGGUCCUUCCUGGGAUAGCGUCGCUCUCCGAAGCUUCCCGCGAAGUAAGUCAACAGAAACCUACAGUGGCAUGUGAGACAUCGGCACUGACAUAGCAUUCCAGGGCCGAACCACUUGGGG